UUUUGGUUCAUUCAAUAAAAUUUUCCAAGGCUUUAUCAUUAGAAGUAUAUUUGCUGGCAUAUUUAGAUACUUUGAUUGAGUUCUGUUGAAGAGGUUGGAAGAACGUAAAAACUAACUUAACUUUGUUUGCUAUGACAUUAUGGGGUGCAUAAUGUCCUAUUGGAGGAGGUAUAAAUGAGAAACGUGCUUUUGAGAUCUUAAUGAACUUGAUUGGUGUCAUUCUAUCAUGUUGAUUUUUGAUAAAAGUCCAGAACAGCCUAGUCCUCCAGGGAAUGUGAAACAUGAACAAGUUACAAAGGGGAGUUUUCUGGAAUUUGUUUUCUAGAAAAGAUGUGGAGUUAAAUUAUCUGUUGAGAAGAUCAUUCUCAAUUUCAAGCCACCCUGUCAGAGACUUGGCUUCCAAAGAUGGGGAGCUCAGAGUGUUCAUCGUUGCUGGUGAGGUUUCUGGUGACAUCAUUGGGUCACGCUUCAUGGAUUCUCUUAGAAAGCUGAGUCCUUUUCCUGUUCGAUUUGCUGGUGUUGGAGGCUACUUGAUGUCUAAGCAAGGCUUAAAUUCUCUCUUUCCUAUGGAAGAUAUUUCAGUGAUGGGUAUUUGGGAGUUGUUGCCACACCUUAAUAAUUUCAGAGUUAAACUGAAACAAACAGUUCAGGCUGCUCUUUCAUUCCAGCCUCAUGUUGUACUAACGGUGGACUCAAAGGGAUUCUCUUUCCGUUUCCUGAAGUAUUUGCGAGCUAAAUGUAUCGAGCAGGGAAUCGUUAGCCCUAAACACUUCCAUUAUGUAUCACCAUCUUUCUGGGCCUGGAAAGGGGGUGAGGCAAGGAUUAAAGGGCUUUCUGAGUUUAUAGAUCAUGUAUUAUGUAUCCUCCCAUUUGAGGCUGAAAUUUGUAAGUUGAACGGAAUAGCUGCCACAUUUGUAGGACACCCCACGCUGGAAGACAUGAUAGAGUUGAAGGGGAAGGAAGCAUCUGGAGAGAUUCAAGGAAAUGGAGAAGAAUUUAGAAGUGAACAUGGGAUAGCUUCAGGAUCCACCGUCAUUAGCUUGCUUCCUGGAAGCAGAGUUCAGGAAGUUACACGAAUGCUUCCAAUUUUCUCAAACACUAUGGAGCUAUUAAAAGAUGCCUUUAGGGAGUUGGUUACAGUGGUCCAUAUCGCACCCAAUCAAUAUGUCAAAGACUAUAUCAGUAAAGCUGUUUGCAAGUGGCCUGUGCCCGUUGUCAUGGUGUCAGGUGGAUCUCCCGGCAUGAAGUACAAAUCAUUUCGCGCAAGCAGAGUAGCUUUAUGCACUUCUGGAACAGUAGCUGUGGAGUUACAGCUUGCAAGACUACCAUGUGUUGUUGCCUACCGUGCUCAUCUCCUGACUGAAUGGGUCAUACGCUCCAAAGCUAAAGUACCUUACAUCUCUCUUCCUAAUAUUCUUUUGAAAUCAGCUACAAUACCCGAAGCUCUUUUCCAAGGAUGCACACCUUCAAAAUUGGCAUCAUUAGUCAGAGAACUCGUACAUAAUGAAAUCCUUAGAGAACAACAGAUUGCUGCUGCUGCAAAGGUUAUUGAAUUAUUGAGUCCUGGAAAAGGAUUGAUCAACAAUUCGACGCACCUGGAAACAAGUCAUGCGUUUCCGAAUUCCGUGUCCAGCAUGAUUGCAGCAUUGACAGUAUUGCAGUCAUGAAAUUCAUAAGCAUGAUAGUUCACAGGAUAUUCGUGUAUGGGUUACAUAAAUUGUAUGAUAAAGAAUUAGAGCUGCAAAAUAGUGUCUUUAAGGCUUGGGACAAUUGGUUGGAGUAAAUCAUUAUUGCCCUUCAUAUCUCCAUUUUCUUUCUUAUAUUACUAAUCCAUUUUCUCCUUUUGCCUUCCAUUUGAAACAUCUGAUCUAAUUAUCUG
Coffea eugenioides is the source of this 1879-nucleotide messenger RNA. Its product is annotated as probable lipid-A-disaccharide synthase, mitochondrial. The transcript is spliced from 11 exons. Gene Ontology annotation, molecular function: phospholipid binding; lipid-A-disaccharide synthase activity. NCBI's taxonomy places the organism in Eukaryota, Viridiplantae, Streptophyta, Magnoliopsida, Gentianales, Rubiaceae. The coding region runs from base 282 to 1667 and encodes 461 amino acids. Gene Ontology annotation, biological process: lipid A biosynthetic process. The record is from RefSeq and is a predicted model, not a curated record.